Nymphaea colorata (pocket water lily) is the source of this 1512-nucleotide messenger RNA. Its product is annotated as flotillin-like protein 6. The transcript has a single exon. NCBI's taxonomy places the organism in Eukaryota, Viridiplantae, Streptophyta, Magnoliopsida, Nymphaeales, Nymphaeaceae. The record is from RefSeq and is a predicted model, not a curated record. The coding region runs from base 1 to 1512 and encodes 503 amino acids. Gene Ontology annotation, biological process: protein localization to plasma membrane. Gene Ontology annotation, cellular component: plasma membrane; plasma membrane raft.
AUGGCGUUCGUGGUGGCGAGGCCGUCGGAGAUUUUGGUGAUCACCGGCUACCGGAUCAAGGACGUGAAGUUGGCGAGGAAGGCGUGGGUAUGGCCCGGCCAGCACUGCUCCAGGGUCAAGACCUCUCCCGUCAACUACUCCGUGGAGGUCCAGGCCAUGAGCUCCGAGAAGCUCCGCUUCCUGCUGCCUGCCGUCUUCACCAUCGGACCUCGCCUGGACGACAACGAGAGCCUGCUGAGGUACGCCAAGGUCAUGCCACUGGCCAGCAAGAACUUCGCCAAGCACCUGGAAGACUUGGUUUUGGGCAUCGUGAUGGGGGAGACCAGGGUGGUGGCGGCUUCCAUGACCAUGGAGGAGAUUUUCAAGGGGACCAAGGAGUUCAAGAGGGAGGUGUUCGAGAAGGUGCAGCUGGAGCUCAACCAGUUCGGGCUCCACAUCUACAACGCCAACGUGAAGCAACUCAGGGACAUCGAGGGCUGCAACUACUUCUACAACCUCGGCCGGAAAAUCCAGAUGGAGGCCGCCUCCGACGUCGCCGAGACGGAGACGAAGGGCCGGAUCCUGUCCAAGGCCCGAGAGGCCCGGGUGCUCCAGAACGCUGCCAAACUCGACAGUGAGACGAAGAUUGCCGAGGAGAGGAUGAAAUUCGAGUCGUCGAAGGCAGCGAUGAAGAUGGCGUCGGAGAAGGAGAUCCUCCAGAACGAGAUGGACGCGUCAGUGGCUGAGUCCGCCUGGUUGCUCGAGUCCCGCAGGGCCGUGUCCCAGGGCCGGGCCGACAAGGCCAGGCUCGAGGCCGAGAAGGCCAUGGCGAUCCGGGAGGCAGAGCUGGACGUGGAGCUCGAGUCUAAGGCGGCGAUGGUAAAAGGGGAGCGUGCCAGGGCGCAGGCGGCGGUGGAUUCGGCGGCGAGGGCGCAGGAAGCCGACUCCAGGUACUACCAGCAGCAGAAGAAAGCCGACGCCCAGCGCUAUGCAGAGGAGAAGGAGGCCGAAGCAAAAAAACUUGCCGCCGACGCGGAGAUGUACGCCAACCAGAGGAAAGCGGACGCCGAUCUAUACAGGAAGAUGAGGGAAGCUGAAUCCUUGGUCGCCCUCUCCGACGCGCAGGCCCACCACAUACAGGUACUGCUGGACGCACUGGGCGGUAACUACGGCGCGUUGAGGGACUACAUCAUGCUCCAGAACGGCCUCUACAGGGAGGUCGCGAGGUCCCUUGGUGGUGGGCUGCCUCAUGACUCCGCCGUCAAGCAGGCAUGCCUGAUGAGGAGGGCAGCGGGGGCGCCAACACAGAUGCUGGUCGGCUACGGCGGAUCGGGCGGCAACAUUCCCGAUGGCAGCUUAUCGUCCGUCAACGACGUGCUGAACGUUGCGAUGGAGACGAUGGUGGGGACGUACAAGAUGACGGCGCCGGUGGUAGAGGAGCAUGUGCAAGAUAACAAGGGUGACGAGGUCAAACCGGCGUUGGUUGUGCCUGAACCUGAUUCAGACGCCAAGUCCACCACCAGCAGCAACUGA